Messenger RNA from Dioscorea cayenensis subsp. rotundata (Guinea yam), 1221 nucleotides. Its product is annotated as protein G1-like4. The transcript is spliced from 2 exons. NCBI's taxonomy places the organism in Eukaryota, Viridiplantae, Streptophyta, Magnoliopsida, Dioscoreales, Dioscoreaceae. Bases 421 to 1008 code for a protein of 195 amino acids. Gene Ontology annotation, cellular component: nucleus. The record is from RefSeq and is a predicted model, not a curated record. Gene Ontology annotation, biological process: mRNA transcription; response to light stimulus.
CUCUCUCUCUCUCUCUACACACACACAUUCUCUCUCUCUCUCUCUUCCCUACUAGCUAAGCUAAGCUAACUUCUCUCUUACUCAUGGAAAAGCACAAUUCUCUCUCUCUCUCUCAGCUCCAUGAGCUCUUUUUAAUGCUGAGCCUGAAAACAUAACUACAUGCAUCACCGACUGGCCAUAACCAGCCUCUUUGGUGGGAGAAAUAAAAAUUCUUAGCAUGAGAGAAACAAUUAAUAUAUAUGUCCUCAAGAACCUUUCUCUGAUCUGGUGUUCUAACAGGAGGAGCUGCUGAGUCAGUAGAUAGAGUCUCCAUCGAUCGGAAGAUCAAAAAAGAAAAAAAAAGAAGGUUUAGCCAGACAAGAGAGUGAUAUAGUUAAAAAGCUUGUUGAAGAUCAAAGAGUUAGAUAGCUAGCAUCAUCCAUGGAAAUAGGAUCAAGCCCAGAGAGCCCACCCUCAGAUGGAAUAGCCACAAGCCCUCAAGGCUCCAUGUCAGUAGGCGGCGCAUCCUCAUCAUCCCCAGCACCAUCUCCAAGUCGCUAUGAAUCACAGAAACGCCGUGACUGGAACACCUUCGGCCAGUACCUCAAGAACCACCGACCACCACUGUCCCUGGCACGGUGCAGCGGUGCACAUGUCUUGGAGUUCCUCCGUUACUUGGAUCAGUUCGGCAAGACCAAGGUUCACACUCAGAUGUGCCCCUUCUAUGGCCACCCUAACCCUCCGGCUCCAUGCCCUUGUCCUCUUCGUCAGGCUUGGGGUAGCCUUGAUGCUCUCAUCGGUCGUCUCCGUGCUGCAUAUGAAGAGAAUGGUGGUAAACCUGAGACCAACCCCUUUGGCGCACGCGCAGUGAGGCUUUAUCUCCGUGAGGUACGUGAAAUGCAGGCAAAGGCCCGUGGCAUAAGCUAUGAGAAGAAGAAGCGCAAGAAGGCACUGCAGCAGCAGCAGCCAGCUGAACCUCUUGCCCUCCCCCAGAGCUCUUCCACUCCACCUGGACCCGGUGCACUCUGAAUAUCGUUUACUUCUUUCAUCCCCUAGAACACUUAAAUUGCUUGCCGGACUUCCAUCUUUGAUUGCUAUAUUUCCAUGUGACUAGUUGAGUACUAGUGUGUCUUUAAUUUGUUGUUUUGUUUCCUAGCUUCUUGUGUGCUUGAUAUCAGCUUGUGCUUGUUGGAUUUAUUAUAUUUCCGGAACCAUUUUCACUGCAAUUCAGUUGUUUCUAUC